AUGAAGAGAGUGUUUAAAGCAUUUAAAAAAUCCAAAUAUAAGAAUAAAACCCCAACCAAUUUUAUUGAUCCGCUAUUAGUUAUAAGUUUUGGCGUUAGAUACUGGCAAAUGGGGUAUAUCGACAGUAAUGGCACCACCAAGGAAAUUGAGAUUAAUUCGAAAGAAAAACGAAUGCUUAGUUGUAUAUAUUACAACGGUCACCGUUACAUUUUUGGCAAUGAAGCUCAACUGCAAAGUCAAAAGAAUAAUCAAAGUGCAAUAUUCGAAAUUCAUCGGCUACUUGGCUGUACAGGUUCAGAAUCUGAAUCUGAAAGCUAUCUCAAAGAGUAUUCAGUUAAAAGAUCAAAACAGGUUACAUAUUUGGGGUUCAAAAUUGAUGCUGGGAACGGUGAAGAAGUUUACCCAACAUAUUUGGUUGCCGAAUUUUUAAAAGAAAUGAUUAGAAUAGCUACAAACCAGCAAGAUAGAAAAUGGAAUAAAAUUGCAAUUAUUAUACCCGCACAUUUUGGUACUUUUCAAAAAGAAGAUAUUUUGACUGCAAUUAGCAGUGCCGGAUUAGAAAAAGAAAUUCCCAAGGAGAGAAUUUUUUCAGACGUUUCUGCAUAUGUUUAUAAUUAUUAUUUGGACAAUAUAAUUUUAACAGCGCAAACCGAAAAUGUUCUUUUUAUUAAUAUUUCAAGCUCUUUGACCACACUUUCUUUAGUGGAGAUAAGUAAAACAAAAGCUUCGGUCAUUAAUGAGUUUUAUGACUCUGUAUUUUGCGAAAACAUGAUUUCCGAGCUCAUAUUUUACAACUUUUUGAAAGACUAUUGUGGUUUAGAAAAUUCUAUUCGUUUUGAAAAAAAACAAUUACGAAACUUACACAGUAAUAAAUUUGGUAACAACAAUGUUAAGGCUUUGGAACAAGAAAUUCAAAGCCUAAUUUCCAAUGAUAAAGACAAUGGAUUUCUUGCUGACAUACCAAAUGAAGUUAAUAUUUCUAUUAAUUAUUAUAUUAACUGCAUUAAGCCAUUGCUGAAAUACCUUAGUAGUAUCGCCAAAGAGGCGUGUCAGAAAAGUGCAACAAAUAUUUCUGAAAUUAUUAUUAUGGGAGAAGUGACUAAACAUGAAAGAUUUCUCAAUACUUUUACCAGUUUCUUUAAUCCCUCGGGGAAUGUUUCUAAUGUGAAUAUUUCCAGCACAUCGACACCAAUUUUUCCUAUUCUUUAUGGAGUUAACGAGGCAACACUUCCAUCAGAAAAAAGAAAAACAAAAAGUUUAAAAUUUUCUAGAAAUGAUAAUUAUAACUUAGAUUUGGAUUCUGAGUAUAUUUUUGAAAAAUAUUCAAAUGAAAUUCCAGUGAUAAGGAAAGAUAUGGGAAUUUAUGUGGUUGUUUCUAAGAAAGGUACUGUUCAAAGAAUAAUGUCAGAAACUAGUAACCAAAGCUCAUUAGAGACACUUGAAGUUAAAGGUCAUUCAUCAAAGAACUCUUACUUUCGAGAGAGUGAAGUUGCUGGUGCUGGAAAAGCAAAGGAUUGA
Magnusiomyces paraingens is the source of this 1518-nucleotide messenger RNA. RefSeq lists its product as uncharacterized. Gene Ontology annotation, cellular component: cytosol; nucleus. The transcript is spliced from 2 exons. Lineage: Eukaryota; Fungi; Ascomycota; Dipodascomycetes; Dipodascales; Dipodascaceae. Gene Ontology annotation, molecular function: ATP-dependent protein folding chaperone; ATP binding. The coding region runs from base 1 to 1518 and encodes 505 amino acids. Gene Ontology annotation, biological process: protein folding. The record is from RefSeq and is a predicted model, not a curated record.